Peronospora matthiolae is the source of this 552-nucleotide messenger RNA. The record is from the annotation of a GenBank genome assembly. NCBI's taxonomy places the organism in Eukaryota, Oomycota, Peronosporomycetes, Peronosporales, Peronosporaceae.
AUGGAUCCCAAUGCCAUGAACGACGACGAUGCGUCUGGUGGGCAGUUUGCCGAGCGCAUUCCAGUCACUGCGUUCGAUCGUGAGGCUGUGGAGUUCACGACUCGGGAGGUGGAGCGUCUGAAUGCCGCUGUGCGAGCGCAUCCCGAGAUUGGCGCGCGCUCGGAGUUUUUCCAGGACGAGGCGAACGUGGUGAAGGGACUGCCGGUGUUUCAGGGCAAACACACGCGGUUCGUGUACGACGAGGAGGAGGGCGAGGAGAUUGUGGCGGUAGUGGACGUGACGCAAGAGGCGCUGGAUAAUGGACCUGUGGUGCGGACGGUCGCGGAGCUGGACGAGGACGUCGAUGACGAGGAGGAGGAGGAGGAGGGGAAUGAGGCAGAGGCGGAGCAAGAGACAGCGGGGCCGAACGUGUUUUGUAGUAGAGACGAAGCGUGUAGUAUGGUGGAGGACGGCGUCCAGGUGGACACUUUGAUGGAAGACGUGGAGAUGGAGAUGGCUGCAGUGGCGAUUGAUGAGCGGAAGUUGAUGGACGCAGCCGCGAAGAGACAGUGA